GGUUCGACCGAUUCUUUGCAAAGAUCCGGUUCAUUCACAAGCAAACGGACCCCAGCAGCAGAAUGACAACACGCGCAGUGGAAUGUUGCGACUUAAAUGUGGCUGAAACGCGAAGACGCGAUGAUUCUGAAAGAAACAGUUAAAAUCUCCGCCUCUGUCUGUUAACUCGGGAAUGGACAAAGCCAACCCAAACAAAAGGAAUAAACCUCCAGCGCUGAUGGACUUUCCCAUCUUUUAAAGCCCGUGUUGGACAUGAACACUUCACCAAGGCUAACGUUAACGAGCAGCAGCCUCAUGCGAAAGGAAGUAAACGGACAAUAAAAGAGGGAGGAUAACGUUAACGUUAGUCCAAUAGUGAAGCAUGCAUGAACCUUGAUGUGGAGCUGCUAACGGCUGGAUUAGGACUAUUUAUUUACAAAAGGCAACUCUUUUUUAUUAUUAAAGCCACCAGCCGAACUGCAAGGGACGCGCCUGAGUUGAAAACAAGUAAGACUGAAGACAAUCUGAGGCUGUGAGACCCAAGUGCCUCUAGCACUACUGCUCCGCCACCCCCAGCUGUGACUCGUUCGGCACGACGUCACAAAUGCGACCAUGGGAAAUAGCUGUGAAUAGGCGGCCGCCAACAGCCCCCUUAAACCAGAGGAGGUUCCUCGGGGAGCCCUGCAACACGCCUGUGCACCUCAGGAGAAGUUGCUUGGGAAACAGGCUCCUUAGACAACUGAGUCCUCCAGUGCGACGGCAGUGGGGACAGCGAGACAGACCUGUUUUGCACGGUUCCCUACGGCAGGAUGAGACCUUUCACCAUCCUGUGUUCUCGCAGCAGCAUCAGCACGUUCCUCUAGAGGAGUCAAGGCAGUACAGCCACGCCAGCGCACCACCACGCAUGCUCCAUCCAGCCACGCACCCGCCUCAGCAAAGCUCCAUCAUGGUGGAUCUUCACGAACAGAUGCAUCAAGGAUCAGUUCCAAUAUCUUACACAGUAACCACGGUGACGACCCACGGUUUUCCCAUCCACACGGGGCAACCGAUCCCAGCGUGCAACGCCCAGCAGCUCCCAGCAUGCUCGCUAAUUCAGGCAUGUACCAUGCAGCACUUGCCAGUGUCUUACCAAGCCUUUCCGCCACUGAUCUCCAGCGAGCACUUCAUUCUGCACCCUAGUCCUCCAGUGCCGCCUCACCAGCCCCCUCACCUGGCCCCUCUGAGCCAGUUCGUCCCCCUGCAGCCACAGCACCCACGGAUGCCUCUGCAGAGAGUGGAGAAUGAAGUGGACCUGAGAGGAGACCAGCAUCCUUUGGGAACAUUCUCUUACCCUCCUGCCCAUCACCCACCAGCAGCCAUGCCCCCCUCUGUGCCCCUCCAGUACCUCCCUCAAGAACCCCUCCACCAAGAGCUGCCCUUCGGAGUGCCAUAUGCACAUGUGCUGCCCAGGCGCGGGAGUGGCCAGAGAUACCGGUUACAGCAGCCUUUGCCGCCACCACCCCCACCUCCACCUUACUACCCUGGCUUCCUACCUUACUUCCUUUCAAUGCUUCCUGUGCCUCCGACUGCUGUGGGCCCGGCCAUCAGCUUGGAUCUGGACGUGGAUGAUGUGGAGAUGGAGAAUUAUGAGGCGUUACUAAACCUUGCUGAACGGCUCGGGGAGGCUAAACCUCGUGGACUGACAAAAGCUGACAUAGAACAGCUUCCAUCCUACAGGUUCAAUUCAGAAAAUCACCAAUCUGAACAAACUUUGUGUGUUGUGUGCUUUAGUGAUUUUGAGUCAAGGCAGCUACUUCGAGUAUUACCCUGUAAUCACGAGUUUCAUGCAAAGUGUGUGGACAAAUGGUUAAAGACCAAUCGCACUUGUCCGAUCUGCCGCGCGGACGCGUCUGAAGUUCACCGGGACGUGGAGUGAGUCCAGGCCUUCGUCCUUCACUGGAAAACAGCACAAACCUUGGAGUGUGUCGUGCGAGCAGGCACACACACCAUGCCACCCGACCCCGUGCUCUCCAGCCAAAUGCAAAAGCAUCUCCCACCCGCCCGCCCACCCCCAACUUUCGACAAAUAAGCAAUCUUGGAAUUUGUACGGAAACCUGUUAGACCUCUGCUGUGCAUCAUUGUGUGAGUUUUCAUGAAAGCUACUGCCGCUUACAAACUCCACCCCCUUUAGAGUUCUGCAGUUGUGACCCUUUUUCAUUUCUUUCUCUGCCCUCGUUUUCGCAGAUUCCAAAGAUAACCUGUAAUACGUGUUGUGUUGGCAUCUUUGUUUACACGAUUGAAUAUUCUCUAGUUGUUUGAUCACCGAUAAUUCAAGUUGUGCUUUAGUGGUGUUGAGGGAGAUCGGGAGAGGACCUGGACGGUGGUUGGGUUUGAUGACGUUGUGCAAUCAGACAAAGCGGGCGAGAAAAGCAAAGGAAAAAAAAAAAGGUGGUUUGUCCAUAAAGACACCAUAAGGAAACGUUUCGACCAUCAUAAGAUGCAUGUUUGUAUAGGUGAUGGGCUCAAGUGACUUGUUAAUAAUGUAUGUUUUGCAAUAAUGUAUUGAUGAUUUCAAUAUCUUUAUCCCGACUCUUUUUAACCUGCGAAUGUUAAUGUGAAAGUAUGACUUGCAGUGGAGGCCUGAGGUAAAAGAAGAAGAAGAAGAAGAAAAAAACAGUACUGCAGACAUGACCGGAUGUGUGCGUGUAUGGGGAAUCCACGCGGUGAGAGAGACACUGAGGGGACACGUGCUCUUUUGAGACGGACUCUAGGCCUCAUCGCUGUGGACUUUUGCACUGUUGCUUGCGCUGGAAAGGUCGCCGCGCGGCCCAGGAGAAACACAGACGCCGCCGCGCCUCUGACCUUUUUGACCUUUUUAAACCCCCCUCUGACCUCCAGCCGCCUCCCUCCAGGGUGUGCUGCACAAAAGUCCCACCCCCUCCCCCCACGCCCCACCCCCUCCACUGCCGACAGGCCCCACGGCCCUCUGGGAAAGCCUCCUGACCUCCACCCAUCACUCUAGCUCUCUGGCUCUCUCCAGGAGAACUCACCGCAGGCCUUUGCACGGACUGUUUCUUUUUAGGUUAGCAAUAUUUUUUUAAUUGACAAAAAGCUCCACCGCAUUUCAGCAGUUUUUUAACGACCCAGGUCCGGCGGGAAAAAAAGAGGAGAGAGAAAGAGAGAACGAGGGUCGACCUCAGCACCGGUCGGCCAUGGAGGUGUUGGUCAUACAUCGACGUCCAUAGAGCAAAACGACUUUGGAGAACCCCCUUUUUUGCAGAAAGCAAUAUGUGCAAUGAGUGAAUGAAACAUUUUACAUUUUUAGUCCUUUUCAGUUUUUGGUUUAGUUGUUUUUCGUGUUCUUUUUCUUUUUUUUGGAGGACCAGGCUUUUUCCUCGUUUGUGAGCCAAAUAUUCAAUAUACUCUACAAGAAUUCAGCUCUGCCUUCUUCAAGACCUUUUGACAAGCACAAACCUGUUACUAAUCUUAAAAGAGAAGCCGUAGUCGGUUUAACGUGUGCGGUUUAAACAAAA
Colossoma macropomum (tambaqui) is the source of this 3491-nucleotide messenger RNA. It is a transcript of the gene rnf44, whose product is annotated as ring finger protein 44. The record is from RefSeq and is a predicted model, not a curated record. NCBI's taxonomy places the organism in Eukaryota, Metazoa, Chordata, Actinopteri, Characiformes, Serrasalmidae. The transcript has 12 exons. The coding region runs from base 584 to 1894 and encodes 436 amino acids.